AUGAGGUUAAUAGCAUUUUUAUUUAUUGCAAUAAUUCAAGUUGUAUAUUCAAAGAAUUCCACACAAAUACAAGAAAAAAAUGUGACACAUAUUACACCUAAGUUAAAUUAUUUUUCUCCAUUAAUAUUUUUCAAUAAAGAACUUAAUUCACUAAUUAAAAAGCAAAGAAUAUUAAGAAGACUAAGAUCAAUUAAUAAAAAUUUAAAAGAAAGAGCAAAAAAAGAAGCUUUUAACUAUGAAGAUCCAUACUUAAAUCCAGAAAGAUUUACAAAAUCCAAGUUGUGGAGGUUUUUUAACUAUUUUAAAUUGCAAAGAAAGAAGAGAAAACAACCAAGACACCCUGGAAGAAUUAUUAAUUCUUUCACUUUUGAGAAAUAUUUAAUUUUUAAUCAUUCAGAUUCAGUUAAUGCUAAUAUAACUAAUAAUACUACUUUGGAAACAAAUACAACGUAUUAUAAUAAUACUAAUUUGAAUAUUCAAAAAAAUCAAACAGAAGAACUGGAUGAUUCUAAAUCAACUAAAUGCCAUUCUUUAAAUCAUAUUAGUUUAUGUUCAAACUCUGCAACUCCUGGUGAUUACUCUGGUAUUCCAGAAAUAUUAAGUCCAAGACGUCCUAAAAAUAUUAUUAUUGCUUUGGUAGGAGUAUGUUCUGAUGAGCUUUAUUAUGAAGCAUUCAAAUAUACAUACUAUCCAUUUGUUUCUCAAUUAAAAAUGUAUGGUGACCAAUUUAGAAAAGACACAGGAAUCAUAUUUCCUCAUCCAUAUUUAAGAAAAUUUAAACCUAUUGGUUCUAUUAAAUGGUCAUAUAGGUUUGCUUGGGCAGAUUUUUCUUUUGGAUUUAGAUUUAAACGGGUUAACUUAAAUCAGUGGAUGUAUUCUGUAGAUUCUAUACUAAUGUUAAUUGAUUAUCUAGUUCAAGUUGAAAAAUAUGAUCCAAAAAGAAUUUUCAUUUAUGGUUAUAGCCAAGGAGGUGCUAUGGCACUUUCUGUUACUUUAAGAUCAAAAUAUAUUCUAGGAGGAAUGAUUUCAACUGCAAGCUUCCUUCCUGAAAGAAAUAUGAAAAAGUUACAAUCAAUGGAACCAAAAAUUACAAAAGAGGGAUUAAAAACACCAAUGUUGCUUUCAUAUUGUAAUCCUGAUUUUAUAUUUCCUUUUAGAAGUGGAAAAAAAGAUGUUAAAUACUUAAAAGAAGUUCUUAAAGCCAAUGUUAAAUAUUCUUUAAUGCUUGGAGAAGGGCAUUCUUGUAUGACAAGAUAUUCUAUGGUUUAUAUUGAUUGGAUUCACAAUUCUAUAUUAAAUUAUGAGAAUAAUAAUUCUAAACCUGAAAAAUUCACAUAUGCAUUAUUGGAUAUUUAUAAUAAUUUUCAAGAUUAUUAUAACUUUGGACUCUCAGAGGAAAAAAAAGAAGAUACUAAUUAA
Molecule: messenger RNA, 1419 nt
Organism: Cryptosporidium ubiquitum
Lineage: Eukaryota; Apicomplexa; Conoidasida; Eucoccidiorida; Cryptosporidiidae
Product: carboxylesterase
Exons: 1
Coding region: 1-1419 (472 amino acids)
Biological process (GO): protein depalmitoylation
Cellular component (GO): cytoplasm
Molecular function (GO): palmitoyl-(protein) hydrolase activity; carboxylic ester hydrolase activity
Source: RefSeq, a predicted model, not a curated record